UGUUUUGGUUUGUGAGAUCGGAGAUCGCGCUGCACGCAUACAAACAUUCAGGAGGACAAACUUCUUGAGAACGCUGCCCAGCGACUUUUUUUAAUAAAUUAGAUUAAAUAGCCUACUGGAGAGACACAGACGCAGUUUAUGGCUUCAUAUCUGCGUCGAUACCGCCGGCAGAUCGGGUUCUUUUGUUUGCCGUGCAUUUUGCUGCUCCCAGUCUACAUCUAUGUCUCAAUUGCUUUGUGCUAUAUCAUGAAACAUGGGGCACCCCAUGGUGCACAUGUUGUUCAUUCUGUGCUGCCGAAACACUUUACCUCCAGCGGUCUCCAACACUCCAGAGAUCUGGCUCCUCAUCCUGCGAAGUCCUUCUGGAGAAAUGAGCUAGACAGUGGCGCUCUGUGGAACAUCAUCCAGUACAUGACGGAUCGCCAAUACAACCCCAUCCUAAGGUCCCAUCUGGCUGAAAACCCAUCCAGUGUUUCUAACAAAACAAAAAUGUCCAGAAGGACUGGAGAUAGAUAUUCUCCAAAUUAUGAAAUUAACAAUAUAAUGCCAGAUUACGCCAAACUGCCAAUCCAGAUGAAGAAUUUUGUAACCACCAUGCACUGUCGAGACUAUCCACUGAUCAUAGAUCCUUUAGAUGUUUGUGAUGCUCAAGCAAAGGUAGGGGCACCAACAUUGCUCAUGGCUAUCAAAACUCAGACGGCAAACUUUGAGAACAGAGAAGCCAUAAGAGAAACAUGGGGGCGUUCAGGAAAUAUAAAAACACUAGGUGGACUGCAAAGGCUCGUCCGCAGGGUCUUCCUUCUGGGGAAGUCCGAAGACUUGCAUAUUGAAGAGAAAUUGCACAUAGAGAGUGAAAAAUAUGGUGAUAUCAUUCAGUGGGACUUCAUGGACACCUUCUUCAACCUCACUUUGAAGGACGUGCUGUUCUGGGACUGGUUCUCAAGGCGAUGCCCGCAUGCCCAUUUCAUUUUUAAGGGCGAUGACGAUGUAUUUGUGAGGACACCUGCUGUCCUCGACUAUCUGCUGGCUGAGGAGGCAGACGGAGGCUCCUCAAAUGGAUCCAGGCAGGCAAAUAAAAUGGAGACGUUUGUUGUGGGGGACGUGAUAAGCAAUGCAUCACCUAUACGCUCUAAUUGGACUAAGUACUACAUCCCGGAGAGUUUCUAUAAAGGGCUGUACCCAUCAUACCCUGGUGGAGGAGGGGUGCUUUACUCUGGUUCUCUGGCACAUAGGCUUUUGGAGGUGUCGCAAAGGGUUCAUCUGUUCCCCAUUGACGAUGUCUACGUGGGCAUGUGUCUUCUGAGACUUGGAGUUUACCCUAUCAACCACCCUGCCUUCCUCACCUUUGACUUCCCCAAAGAUGAGCCCAAGGAACCCUGUGCGAAUCACACCAUCCUCCUGGUGCACAAGCGAAGCCCAGCUGAGAUGUUCCAACUUUGGAACGAAACGUCGACACCCAGCCCUAAAUGCAGAAAUGCUACGCUGAGAGUCAAACUUAGACCUGAUUGAGUUCAGACUGAACUUUUUUUUUAGUUAAAGUACUACAUUUUUACCGAACACUUGAAAACUGGUGUUAUGCAUUGUAAAGUAUUUUGUAUAAAUUUGUUUUGAACAUUCUUGACUUUCACAUUUUGCUGCAGUAACUGCCUAAAGGUUUUAUAAACAGGGUUUCUAUAGGUUUUGUGAUGGUAAAUGUAAGACUUUUUAAAGACCUUUUCAAGACCAAGAGAAUUUAAGGAAUAAAUUGAAGGGAACACUGUGUUAAUAUGGAGCACACAAUGAGUUGUAUGUGAAACACUUGAACAUUUAAAAUACAAGUGAUCUACAACUUCCGCUGCUCCCAAAAACUAGAGUAUUUAAAUAGUCAUAACUUUUAUUGUACCUGUAAAAAAGUAAUGUUCUUGCUCAGUUUUUGUCUUGUUUUCAAAAUUUAAAAUCUACAUCUUGUCUAAAAUCUUGUUUUAAGCAUAUUCACACUUAAUUUGGUUAGAUUCGUCAGAAAACAAAAUUUCAUAUUUUCAUUUUGCACCUCAAGUAGAAUAAUCUCGAUUUAAGAAUGUUUAGAUAUUUGCAUUGGUGUUUUUUUUGUGUUUUUUUGCGGUGCAUGCUACAUUUAACACCUUAACUUCAUGCUUUUAAGAAUUUGUUUCAAUUUAUGACCCUUUUAGGGCCUUAAUUUGAUUUGUGGAAGUGUGAAUUGAGACUUUUUAAGACCCACAGAAACCCUGACAAAGACCAAUUAAAAAUGAAAAUGAGAAAAAUUUAUUUCAUGCUGAC
Molecule: messenger RNA, 2277 nt
Organism: Onychostoma macrolepis
Lineage: Eukaryota; Metazoa; Chordata; Actinopteri; Cypriniformes; Cyprinidae
Product: N-acetyllactosaminide beta-1,3-N-acetylglucosaminyltransferase 2
Exons: 2
Coding region: 139-1509 (456 amino acids)
Cellular component (GO): membrane
Molecular function (GO): hexosyltransferase activity
Source: RefSeq, a predicted model, not a curated record